This is a messenger RNA of Penicillium mononematosum, 1572 nucleotides long. RefSeq lists its product as uncharacterized. Gene Ontology annotation, cellular component: membrane. Lineage: Eukaryota; Fungi; Ascomycota; Eurotiomycetes; Eurotiales; Aspergillaceae. Gene Ontology annotation, molecular function: transmembrane transporter activity. The coding region runs from base 1 to 1572 and encodes 523 amino acids. The record is from RefSeq and is a predicted model, not a curated record. The transcript has 4 exons. Gene Ontology annotation, biological process: transmembrane transport.
AUGGGCAAUCAAGAUAUUGAAUCUGUUGCGGACUCAAAGUCUGCACAUGCAAAGACCGACUUAGACAAGUCAGCCCCAGGUAUCGUGGAAGAAGGUGUGAUGGUCACUCUCACAAAUGAAGACAACAUUCGAAUCAGAAGAAAGACGGACAAAACGAUUUUGACGAUCCUUACCUGGGUAUACUUCUUACAGGUCUUGGACAAGGGCGUCCUGGGAACGGCCUCCAUUUUCAAUCUCCAGGAGGACACGGGUCUCGUGGGUAGCCAGUAUUCUCUCGUUUCGUCCAUUGCCCCGAUUGCGCAGUUAGCGUGGCAGCCAUUCUCGGCAUGGCUCAUUGUGAAGGUCCCGCCCCGUAUUCUGAUGCCAUCCAUGGUCCUCGGUUGGGGGGUUGCAGCAGCAAGUACGGCCGCGUGCAACAGCUUUGCGGGAUUGGUCACGGUUCGUUUCUUCCUGGGCCUCUUUGAAGCCGGAUGCAUGCCUCUCUUUACCAUCCUCACUGGCCAAUGGUAUCGUCGUGUCGAGCAACCACUUCGAGUUUCGAUUUGGUAUUCCAUGAACGGAACAGCCACUAUGGUAGCUUCUGCUUUAUCGUACGGCCUUGGUCAUAUCCCCUCAGAUGUGUUGAAGCCAUGGCAAACAAUCUUCCUUGUUGUUGGAUUGAUUACUAUUGUCAGCGCGCCCGUGGUUUAUUGGAAACUCGACAACGACAUCACAUCUGCCCGCUUUCUCACUGAGCACGAACGGCAACAAGGCGUGGAGCGUCUCCGUGCGAAUCAAACUGGCGCUUCCUCUUACAACUUUGACUGGUCCCAUGUUAUCGAGGUUGCCCUAGAACCAAAGAGUUGGCUUUGGGUUGUCAUGGCGCUGCUGCCAAACAUGGGAUCGGCGAUGACAAGCACUUUCGGCCCUCUUAUUGUCAAGGGUUUCGGAUUUGACGCAUAUCAAACUUCACUGCUUAACAUACCCUUCGGUGCCGUUCAAACAGUUGUCAUCGUCGCCAGUUGCUGGGCCUCCUACAAGUUGAAGCUGAAAUCCGCUGUUUUAGCCGGCUUCAUGCUCCCUGUAGUGACGGGCAUCGGAAUGCUUUACGGGCUCAGGCAUGACGACGAAUCCAAUCAGGGACCACUACUGCUGGCAUAUUAUCUGUGUGCUUUUUUGUUUUCUGCCAAUCCCCUACUCCUGUCAUGGGUCGUGGGAAACACUGCUGGUGCCGCCAAGACAUCCACCACGAUGGCACUUUAUCAGGUUGGUACGUCCGCGGGGGCUCUCGCUGGCCCCCUCCUAUUUACCGCAGAGCAAGCUCCAUCAUAUCUUCCCGGUAUCAGGGCCGUUCUUGGGCUCUUCAUUGCUUUGGUUGGCUGUGUGGUGCUCCAGGUUCUCAAUCUAGCCUUUUUGAAUAAACAGCACAGCAAACGGAGAGUCAGCAAUGGAAAGUCCGCGGAGGUCCAGGACAGAUCUAUGACAAAUGCGUUUGAAGCAGACGGGAAAGUGCAGGCACCUAUGUCCGAUGAAGCUGCACCAUUCCUAGACUUGACUGACCGGAAGAAUGACGAGUUCGUAUAUAUUUAUUGA